AUGGUACAUGCCAAGUAUAUUCUUUAUGUUUCAGUAUUUACAACCAGAUGAAAAGUCAACAAAGACCAAAGUGACGUCACAAGCACAACUUUCCGUUCAGAAUGUCAGUCCUUGGAAGCUGAAGCCAAACACUGUCAAGAAGAAGGAUGUGAAACCAUCGACAGAGCACACGUUGGACACGAGAUUGACCCAGUGACAGGUCAACCAGUGCAUAUAUAUGAACCUCCAUCCAAGAGGAUGAAGGUUGACACUAUCCCCAUCAGCACCAACGAGUUUGUGCUGCGGGAACAGGCUCAGAAGAAGAAAAAGAAGAAGAAAAAGGAGCCCCUGUAUGAGGCAAGUCUUCCUGGAGCCGUGGAUGAAGGAGCGAUUGAGGAACCAUCCCUUGGGGAUGAGGUGGGAGAAGAGCCAGAGGAAGAGGUUGAGGAAGAAGAAGAAAAGGUGCCGAAGAAGAAGUCAAAGAAGAGCAAGGAGUUUGUGGCUCAUGAUUACUCUGGGUCUUACAACAAGAUGUUUCAAGGAACUUCCAAAGCCAAAGAUGACUUUAAUCCUGCUGGUAAAUUCAAGAAAGGAAAAAAGAAUAAGAAUCAGAAACACAACAGCUCCCGAGGAAACAGAAGUUUCACCUACACCCGUGGCGGGGCCCAGAGCCGAGGCCACAAGAAACAUUAGAGAAGGGGGACACAGAUAGUCUGACAUCAUUAACAUCUGGCUGUCUCUCUGGGGAGACUCAGCCUCUCUUGGACAAAAGGAUCGGGUGUAAAUUAUCAAUUUCACAUUUGUCAGGACAGACAGUGGAAAUUUAUUGCAUCAAACAUGGGAUGAAUGCUAUGUAAAAUGUCCAGUAAAUGUCUGAUAUGAAAAUCCUUGCAGACCUUUUUCAUACAGAGAUAUUAAGAUUAAAUGUGUUAUUUGCCUCCCAAAAGUAGCAAUCACAUUUCUUUGAUCUGUGGGUGAUUGACUUUUGAAAUACUUUUCGGGACCAGAAUUCCUAAUUAAAACAGAAGAAAAACAAUUUAGGAUACAGUGAUAUGAAUAUGGUCUUGAAAACUAUGCAAAUUUGAGAGAUCAUGUCUUGCAGGAACCAAGGAAUGGUACUGGCAAGAUAAUUAUAAGACAUCCACCCAAACUUCUAUGAGCACUAUAAAAAGUUUUCACUUGUCCAGUGUGAUUUAAAGUGACAAUGCAUUGGUUGUUCAGCAUCCAAAUAUUCUGUUAUGAAAGUGUGUGUUGAAGUAUUCAUGUCGUGGUUGUAUAUUCUGAAUGUACAGUAUGUGAGAAAAUGAUGUUAUGUACACACACUAUGUACAGUUAUGUCAAAUAAAGUACAUGUAUGACAAA
Haliotis rubra (blacklip abalone) is the source of this 1341-nucleotide messenger RNA. RefSeq lists its product as uncharacterized. NCBI's taxonomy places the organism in Eukaryota, Metazoa, Mollusca, Gastropoda, Lepetellida, Haliotidae. Bases 238 to 672 code for a protein of 144 amino acids. The record is from RefSeq and is a predicted model, not a curated record. The transcript has 6 exons.